Messenger RNA from Eleginops maclovinus (Patagonian blennie), 3021 nucleotides. RefSeq names its product zinc finger protein OZF-like. Gene Ontology annotation, molecular function: DNA-binding transcription factor activity, RNA polymerase II-specific; RNA polymerase II transcription regulatory region sequence-specific DNA binding. Lineage: Eukaryota; Metazoa; Chordata; Actinopteri; Perciformes; Eleginopidae. The transcript is spliced from 3 exons. Gene Ontology annotation, cellular component: nucleus. The record is from RefSeq and is a predicted model, not a curated record. Gene Ontology annotation, biological process: urogenital system development; embryo development; regulation of transcription by RNA polymerase II. The coding region runs from base 313 to 1476 and encodes 387 amino acids.
GUUGCUUCCCUGACAUGCCCUGUUGUAAGCGGUGUAUGUUGAAAAAUGUCUAAAGUAGACAUGUUGAGAGUGGUGGUGAGUGAGCGUCUCACUGAGGCUGCUUUAGAGAUAUUCGGGCUGUUUGAGAGAACCGUGGCGGAGUAUGAAGAACAACUCAGUCGUUCUAAAGAAGAGAACGAACGCCAUCGGAAACUUCUUGACGCUGUUCUGAAGCCCGAACUCCGUUUACACAGAGCAGAGGAGGGAGCGGCCUGGAACAGGUUAUACAGGUCUUAUAAGGCAACUGCCUAAAACAUACCAGAGUACAUCGGUAUGACCAGAGCACCUCCAGAAGCAAGCGUGUUAUCUGGAGAUGCCCAUCAGUCCCCCCACAUUAAAGAGGAACAGGAGCAACUUGUUGCUGUGAAGAUCGAAGAUAAUGAAGAGAAAGCUCAGCCACAGCUUCAUCAGACACAAGAAGAGAACAGCAGCUCAGCCCCUCAAACGGAAAAAGAGAGGGAUGGAGAGGACUGCGGAGGAUCAGAACCAACCAGAAGCUCAGAUCCAGACGGUUCUUCACAGCCAGCUCAUGAUGAAAACAUUGCAGAUGAACAAGCUGAGACUGUGACAGUUACGCAGACCCAGGCAGGUGUGUCCCUCAGUCCACCAACUGUGGACGACAGGACUUCAGACUCUAGUGAGCCUGAGACUGAUAACAGUGAUGAAGACUGGGAGGAGCCAGUGCAACCUCAGCCAAAUCUAAAAAAGGUCAAGAACAUAAGCGUUCCUCAGGGUAAGAAAGAAGGUAACAGUGGUGGGAAGUGUUUGAGCUGCUCUAAAUGUGGUAAAACAUUUGAAUCCAAGGGCUGUGCGUUGCAAAAAAGUCCUCCAUUCGUUUGCUCUGUUUGUGUUCCAAAACCCUCACAGGAUGCUUGUUUUAUCACAAAUAAGAUAAGUCCCUCAGGGGAAAAAGCCUUUGGAUGUUCAGUUUGUAAGAAAGAAUUUGGCUUCAAAUCCGAUGCUGUAAGACAUUUGAGGAUUCACACCGGAGAGAAACCCUUCAGCUGCUCGGUUUGCGGGAGAAGAUUCAAUCAGAGCACAGGUCUGAGCUCGCACAUGAGAACCCACACAGGAGAGAAACCAUACAGCUGCCCUCACUGCUCUAAAAGCUUCAUCCGUAGCGGAGUUCUGGACCGACACAUGAGAAUUCACACCGGAGAGAAACCUUACAGCUGCUCGGUGUGCGACACCAGUUUCUCUCUGAGUCAGACCCUGUUGAAACACAUGAGGAUCCACACGGGAGAGAAACCGUUCAGCUGCUCCAUUUGUGAUAAAAGUUUCAAACAAAAGGGAAAUCUGACGCAACACAUGACACUCCACACAGGGAAGAAGUCUUUCAGCUGCGGUGUUUGUGGGAAAAGCUUCACUAGGCAGUUCCGUGUGAAAAAGCACAAGUGUGUGGCUGAGAGCAGCAGCAGCAGCAGCAGCAGCGGAUGAAACUGUACAACUGCAACACAAAAAUGUAAUGUCAUACGCCAAAGAUAGAUUAGGAGGUUGAGAUAGGAGCAACCUAAAUGUAUUUAAAUAUUCUUUAAAAGAAAGAACUUGUUAAUGCAUAUAUAUAUUUGUAUUAGUAGAAUGCGUGUCUGUCCGCUGGUUACUGUUCAUGACAAUCAUUAUUGAUGAUGUGCCUAUACUGCAUAUGUAUGCCAAAGUUGUACAGAGAAUAGUUAUUUUAGGGUUAGUCCCGCCCGUCCUUAACUUUAAUUGGUUUUAUAUAAAGCUUCACAUUUUUCAGUCGAACACCAGCUACUUGUAGCUCCUACAGGUUCAUCACUCUGCUUUUAAAAGUGUCCUCAAGUGUUUGGUGAUGCAGUGCAGCAUUUGCCUGAGAUGGGCCUUAAUGAAUUAACCCACAGUACUUUGAGUAUGUAUUUUUUUUUACCGGUAAAUAUAUUGCACAGAAUACAUUACUGAACAGAGAAACAAUAUGAUUCAUAUGAUGGGCAAUUUUGUCUCUGCUCACCUCGAGGUUGGGCAAUAAGCCUUGCAGUGAAACCAGCCAGAUAGGAUUAGUUUAUAUGGUGACCAUAGGAACACAACUGCAGUGUCUGUAAGAAUGCAGCUUUCGCUUUGCAUGAUUCCCUAAUAAUGUGUUACAUAUGGGAGAGUAACCAAGCAACACAUUCUGGAAACCUUAACUUAAUUACCACAUUUGACCCAAACCUCCUUCCAUAAAUCCAGUGCAGAUGUUUACCAUGAAUUGCAGGGCAGUGAAAAGGCAAAGAAAGCAGAGGAAUCAGCACAAGAAACAUGUAUUCUCUGACUGAAGACCACUGGACACAACAAAGGCAGUUUUACAAACCAUGCAGCAGUUUUUUAAAGUUGCACAGAGGUGUAAAAUAGUGGACAGGGUCACCACUGCAGGAACAGAUAGUGUUCGCAGUAUGAUAGCUCAGCAAUAAUCAUGUUGUAUUCAAGUUAAAACCCUCUGAUUUCUCGGUUUGUCAUGCAGUUCUUUAUUACAACAGACAUGAAUUUGUUUUAUCUCCCCCAAAAUACAAGUGUUUAACCUUGUCAUUAACCAUGAUUGAUAACUGAUUAUUAUUGUGUUUAACACAAUUAAACUAAGUGCUCUGAGUUGUGCAGAUACAUGUUUAAGCCAACACUGACAUACUGUCAUUUAUAACCUUUGAACUGAGUUACUGACACAGAUUCUGUAACUGAAACAAAUACCAAUCAUGUUUUUUUUUAUUGUUGAGUUAGAAAUGUUGAAAAUGUACCAAAAAUCUUGAAAACCGUCCCGUCUUUUUUCAUGUAUGAUGUUCAUGUAAUGGCACAUGCUAUGGAGAAAAAUCUAGACGUAAUAAACAACUUGUUUCUUUGAUUUGGAUUCACACUGUAAGUAUUAUAGGAGUUCACAGUUGUUUGGCUUGAACAGGUUAUUUAUUUUAUAUUUUUUUAACCUUUAAAACAAAUAAUGAUUUGACAGUUGUCCUGAUUUUAUGAAUUAAAAUUAAAAUGAUAAAUUCAUCUUUUAAA